CCACCCUCUUCUCCUCUCACUCACACAAACAAGCAGUGGAGCUGGCAGCUGCUCAUGAGAGAAACACCGGGCAUCAGAGGAUUUUACAUCCUCAGAGCAACUUGCCAUGAGCAUCAUCCGGCUGGAGACCUGAACAGUCGGGUCCGGACGGGGAGAAGAUGCCUCAUGGACCGCUCCAUCACCACCAGUGCGCCACUUCAGGGCAUCCCAAGCGCCCAAUAACGGAGGAGAAAUGCCGAGGUUUAGCAUCAAAUGGCUGGCCGUGGCGGUGCUGAUUCUGGUGGUCGGCGGAGCUUUCCUCUUCUGCGAGUAUCUCAUUUACUUCCCGACCAUCCUCAAGUGCGCCUGGCCGAAGGUCAGCCAUGCGCGAGGCGGAGGAGAGGGCAUCGACGGCCGGCCGACGGACGCAGCGGUCCGCGCCAUGGUGCUGUCCGAUACCCACCUGCUGGGAGCUGUGGGGGGGCACUGGUUCGACAAGCUGAGGAGGGAAUGGCAGAUGGAGAGAGCUUUCCAGACCGCUCUGUGGCUGCUCAGGCCCGAAAUAGUGUUUAUUCUCGGGGACAUCUUCGACGAAGGCAAGUGGAGCUCGCAGAAGCACUGGGAGGACGACGUGCGCCGCUUCCACAGGAUGUUCAGACACUCCACUGACACCGAACUCGUCGUGCUGGUCGGAAAUCACGACAUCGGUUUCCAUUAUGAGAUGGACUGGUUCAAGCUGCAGCGCUUCGAGAAGGUCUUCAACGCUUCCUCCACCAGGAUCGUCACCAAAAAUGGAGUCAAUUUUCUGCUGGUGAACAGCGUGGCCCUGCACGGUGACGGCUGUCCCAUCUGCCAGUCGGUGGAGAAGGAGCUGAUCAAACUCUCCAGGGACCUCAACUGUUCUCUUCAGAACUCGCAGUCCGGCGGCGCAGUGAUGGACAGCUGUGAAGGCUCACAGAUCUACCCGCCCACAUCCCCCAUCAUGUUACAGCACUAUCCUCUGUACAGAGUGAGCGAUGCCGGCUGCACCGGACAGGACGCUGCGCCGCCUGAAGAGCGACACCUGCUGUUCAGAGAGAAGUAUGACGUGCUGUCGAAGGAGGCCUCGCAGAGGCUGCUGCAGUGGUUUAAACCCCGCCUCAUCCUGAGUGGACACACCCACAGCGGAUGUGAGGUUCUCCAUGACAACAAGUACCCAGAAAUCAGCGUACCAUCCUUCAGCUGGAGGAACCGAAACAACCCCAGCUUCAUCCUGGCGUCCGUGUCUCCGAGCAGCUACGCCCUGUCCAAAUGUUUCCUGCCCGAGGAGAGCACGGUCAUCAGCGUCUACUGCUCGGCCGGCGCCUGCCUGCUGCUCCUCUUCCUCGCUCACUGUAUGUGGAUGAAAGGCCUGCUGCAGUGCCUCAGCCUCUGCCUGCUGGGGAAGCACAAGUCUCUGUGAACUACAUUACCCAGCAUAC
Molecule: messenger RNA, 1439 nt
Organism: Scomber japonicus (chub mackerel)
Lineage: Eukaryota; Metazoa; Chordata; Actinopteri; Scombriformes; Scombridae
Gene: mppe1
Product: metallophosphoesterase 1
Exons: 10
Coding region: 233-1420 (395 amino acids)
Biological process (GO): endoplasmic reticulum to Golgi vesicle-mediated transport; GPI anchor biosynthetic process
Cellular component (GO): endoplasmic reticulum-Golgi intermediate compartment
Molecular function (GO): phosphoric diester hydrolase activity
Source: RefSeq, a predicted model, not a curated record